Molecule: messenger RNA, 1563 nt
Organism: Protopterus annectens (West African lungfish)
Lineage: Eukaryota; Metazoa; Chordata; Ceratodontiformes; Protopteridae
Gene: BRICD5
Product: BRICHOS domain containing 5
Exons: 6
Coding region: 149-859 (236 amino acids)
Biological process (GO): regulation of cell population proliferation
Source: RefSeq, a predicted model, not a curated record
CUGGGCUGGGCCAGUCUCUGGUGUUACUGCAAGUUCGGUUUUCAGAUUUGCUAAGUUUUCCCACAUCAUUCACAAUCUUGACAUAAUCAGUAGACAGAGGCAGUAGGGUGAGUGAAAAACGAAAAGGAACGAGAGUGUUUGAGACAAGAUGAAUAGGACUAUGGAGUCAUCUGAAAGCACCUUAACAAAAAGCAGUAGAAACACAGCUUUGAAUGAAGAACAGAUACCAGCUCUGAAGCCUAAAACAGCAUUUAGCAUAUUCUGGAGAUCCAUGAUUCUAAUGUUAUUCUGUGUUAUACUUGGGAUUACCAUUCUAGGAAUUACAGAAUUCAAGCAAAACAAGGUCAAGUCUGUUCUGCAGGUUGUUCGAAUUACAUUUCAAGACACUCAAGGGGUAGCACUCAACCAGUCUGCUUUUGUUGAAAAGGGGAAGGAUGCUGUCACGAUUUAUGUAACAUCUCAAACCAACCAUACAACAGCAGUACUGUUCGAUGGAAGAAAUGGCCUAGUCUGUUAUAAAUCUGCUGAGCAAGACUCUUGUUUUAUCCGAAAGAUGGAGCAGCGUGAUGUCGAGAAUGUGCAAACCAUCGUAAAUAUGUCAGAGAACAGGGUUGAUCAACUGUUAAUAGAGAGAAACAAAACAAAAUACUAUCAUGAGUUUCUUGGAAUUCUUGGAAGAAAUCCUGUUGAUCCCAAUACCGUGGGUGAGCGUAUCCAAAGAUUAUGCCAUCAAAACCCAAUCUUUUGGGUCAGGAAAAGAGAUGGUCCUUCAAAACAAAGACUGAUUUACUUCUGCAUUGACAUAUGUUUUCCAAACAACAUUUGUGUUUCUGUCUGUUUCUAUUAUCUCCCGGAUUAAGAGUCUGCCAAAAAUAGAGAUGUAUCCAUGUGUUGUGUAAUAAUUUUUACUUGAAUUUACAUUUUGUAUUUUAUUAAUUUAAGACUAGAAACAUGAAUGCUUAAGAUAAAUGUGUUGUCGUAAUUGUUUUUCUUGUAAGAGGUAGCUAUGUUAAGUGGUUCAUCCCCUUAACUACAAAAGAAAUUGUGAAUCGCAGGUUUGAUUCUCAAGACGGAUGUGCCAUGUGACUUUAACUGCUGCCUUGGCUCAGUUUCAGAACCACAAGCUGUACCAUUUAAUAGAAGGACACCACUGUCACAAAGCUUUUGUAACUCGUAUGAGACAUCCAUAUUAAAACAACUAGUGGGGAAAAGUUUAAAUUCAGCUAUUUUUUUUUUUUUCAUUUAUUUCAUUUGAAAUAUUUUAUAUACAUUCAACGGAAAGCAAAGGUCUAUAUUCAGUACCAGAUUAAAUGGCCUUUUCUUGUUUCUGUAUCUUAAUUUACUAGAUUUGUUACUGAUUCUUUCAUUAUUGUUAGGAUUUAUAAGUAAGUGCAUUUCUGAAAAUGUUUUGAAUAUAUUUUAAGCAGCUUGGAACUGUAAUGUAAAGUCACUGUUUCUUUCACAGAAGCUUAAUUUUCAAAAUGAACUGAUUUAUUGUAAUAGCUUAUGUCUGAAAAAUGCUAAUACAAAUAAAACUAAAUCCUUAUAUUUGUUCAAAUUUUA